AUGUACCGAUACACUUCUGCUCCUCCUCCCUGCUCUUCAACAUACCUUUCACCUUACCCCUAUCCUCACAACCUCACAGCAAGAUCAUACGACACAACUUACAUGUCCAGACCCUACUCAUACACUGAACCACGUCGCUACAGUUCCUACUACGAAACAUCGUGCUCACGACCAAUUACAUCCCACAGACCUGUGAAGACCAGUACCUGGAGAUACGUUGGACCCGUACAAGCACCACAGCCGGACAGAACUCCUCGAAAGAGUAGCCUCAAGAAGACGGCGAGCAGGCACGUACAUUUCGACCUACCGCCUGCUCAAGGCCGCUCGAGCAGGGCGAUCAGGAUAGCCGAGGAAGAAAGGCAGAGGGAGAGAGAACGCGCAAGGGUAAAGGAAAGGGAACGGGGACGGGAUCAAGAAAGAGAGAGAGAAAGCAGAUACUACAUACCGCCCCGAUUCACCACCUUACGACAACGUUCACCCUCGGAAAGAAUGCCUAGAAAGCAGCACCACUCCUACACAUCAACCUACGAAUACGACUCCCAACUCCACCACCAAGAACGAUACCGCCGCAGCACCUCACCUAUACGCACCAGCCUACCCAGAUCGCAUUCGACAUACACACGUGUGCCACCA
Messenger RNA from Alternaria burnsii, 633 nucleotides. RefSeq lists its product as uncharacterized. NCBI's taxonomy places the organism in Eukaryota, Fungi, Ascomycota, Dothideomycetes, Pleosporales, Pleosporaceae. The record is from RefSeq and is a predicted model, not a curated record. The transcript has a single exon. The annotation marks the transcript as partial.